AUGCAUUCUUCAUUUAACUUACUGAUCAUUGCAUUGUUGGUACACAUAUCUUGGGCUCAAUUCAGCUCUGAGACAUAUCCGGAUCCACGAAUUGACCCAUUUAGCUGCAAAAUCCCGACUGUGGGACCAGUAUGUGACCCAAGUGAAUUACUUACGUUCGGUGAGAAGGAAGCACUUACCAACCGAAUCAAACAGCUUUUGACAUAUGCUGCAACAGUUCCAAACUCAUCACCAUCAUGUCGAUUAUUUCCUGGAAAAAGUUUGAGUAUUAUUAUUGGAGUAGUCGAUAAAAUUAGUACACUACCGAAUACUCCAGUUGAUAUCGAAAAAUUUGCAAAUAAUCUUAAAAUUCGAUAUCAACUUUACCAGGAUGUGAAUUUAUGUGAUUUAAUGGUAUUGAUUGUAAAUUCAAACAGUGAUCGACAAGUAUUUACGGUUGCUGGUAAGGACACAAAAUUAACAAAAGAUGUCCUGAAAACUGCAUUUGAACGGAACAUUAAUCAUUUCAGAGCCAAUCAUUAUGCGAUCGGUCUUCAAGGCAUGGCUGAAUUUAUUACUAAAUCUUAUCGUGAUGCUCAACUAUUUCAACCUGGUACUUCAUUAUCAGCACUUUUGCCAGUUCCUAUAUCUCUUACAAAUGAAGUGACCGCCGCAACUAGUGAUGUCCGGGAAGUGACUGACAGUUUGGGCAUAUCAAUCCCAGUUACAAUCCCUGUCUUUCACUCCAGACGUUCUGAAGUUGGCAGUGAGAAUGAAAUUGGUGAGGAAAAUCUCAUCGUUCCAGUGGAAGAUAAAAGCGAUCAACUAUGGAUCGAUAUUCUAAUACAGGCAGUAGCACGAUGUGGCAAUAAUCACGACAAGAUUGUUAAAUAUGCACAAGCAAUUGUUGAAGAAGCAAUGUCCCUCUCGUUACGUCUUAUCUCCGACCAACGUUACUCAACAAUUGAGGAAAGGAUACAGUCAAUGCAAAGUGAUCCGGAAAGUCGAUCGAGAGUGUGGAAUGAAGCCAAUAUAGAAUUUAUCGAUCAGCUCUAUCAGAAAUACUUAACAACAAUCAGAAGCAAAGCUAACCUAAGAUGUCCUGCUGUAUCAAAAUCUGUCCGCAACUUCUUUGCAUUACAUUAA
Brugia malayi is the source of this 1125-nucleotide messenger RNA. RefSeq lists its product as uncharacterized. The transcript is spliced from 7 exons. Gene Ontology annotation, cellular component: acetylcholine-gated channel complex. The record is from RefSeq and is a predicted model, not a curated record. Bases 1 to 1125 code for a protein of 374 amino acids. Lineage: Eukaryota; Metazoa; Nematoda; Chromadorea; Rhabditida; Onchocercidae.